Messenger RNA from Exophiala aquamarina CBS 119918, 1335 nucleotides. Its product is annotated as beta-glucosidase. Lineage: Eukaryota; Fungi; Ascomycota; Eurotiomycetes; Chaetothyriales; Herpotrichiellaceae. Gene Ontology annotation, biological process: glucan catabolic process. The transcript has 3 exons. Gene Ontology annotation, molecular function: beta-glucosidase activity. The coding region runs from base 1 to 1335 and encodes 444 amino acids. The record is from RefSeq and is a predicted model, not a curated record.
AUGAAACAAACAGGAAGCGUCGCGUGCAUUUUCAUAGCCCUGGCUGUGGGUGGCCUGGCUCAAGAUGAGAGCACAUCGCCGCCAGUCUACCCAAGCCCCGCUAUGCUUGGAUUAGGUUGGGAGGCCGCAUUUGAACAAGCAGAUACUUUCGUUGCCAACUUGAGUCUGGAAGAAAAAGUUCAGCUUGUGACCGGUGCAUCUCCAGGCCCCUGUGUUGGAAACCUCGGGGCAAUCCGCAGACCCGGUUUUGACGGCCUCUGCCUUCAAGAUGGACCGUUAGCCAUCAGACUCGCGACAUACGCGUCUGUUUUUCCAGCUAGCCUUACCGCAGCCGCUUCGUGGGAUAGAGGUUUGAUCUUUACGAGAGGGAUGUACAUAGGCGCAGAGUUCAAAGGAAAGGGAAGCCAUGUUGCUCUCGGUCCCGUCGUUGGCCCUCUGGGACGAAUAGGCUAUGGGGGACGCAACUGGGAAGGAUUCUCUUCAGAUCCGUAUUUGACAGGCGUUGUGGCGGAGGAGACAAUCCUCGGGAUGCAGAAAAGUGGUGUAAACCCGGACGUGUCAGCCAAUGGUACCACUAUUGAAGCGGCUUCAUCCAACAUUGACGAUCGAACCCUCCAUGAGCUCUACCUAUGGCCUUUCGCGAAUGGUGUCAGAGCUGGAACAGCUUCGAUCAUGUGUUCAUACAACCACCUCAACGGAUCUUAUGGCUGUCAAAACUCCAAGACUCUGAAUGGCCUCUUGAAAACCGAGCUCGGGCUCCAGGGCUACGUUAUGUCUGAUUGGGGUGGUACGCAUGCAGAAGUCGAUGCCAUUAAUGCCGGCCUCGACAUGGACAUGCCAAGUUUGUGGAUGUUUGUCACAGAGCCUGUUCUUUGGUCUUUGCUGAGUCGUGAUAAUAUAGGGAGCGUUGGAGGCAAUCCGAAUGCACCAUUCUUCGGUGGAAAUGUGACUCAAGCUGUGAGCAAUGAUUCCAUCUCAGAGUCACGCCUCGAUGAUAUGCAGAACAACUAUCCUCCCGUUGACGGGCAAUCGCCUAACUUGAACAACAACGACCCCCAGCAAUAUCAAUAUCAGUUCAUUCUUGGAGCGGCAGAUGUUGACGUGCGAAACGAUCAUGCUCAGCUCAGUCAUGAGCUCGGAGCCGCGGGAACCGUGCUAUUGAAGAACGCGAAUCAAACUCUGCCGCUUAAAGCCCCAGGGACAAUCGGAGUAUUCGGAAAUGAUGCUGGAGAUCUCGUCAACGGACAGUACUUUUGGGGAUCCAGAUGCCUGGCAUUCGAAUUUCCCAGAAGGCCUCCUCAUCGAUUAUCGGCACUUCGACAAGAUCGCCAUUAA